UGCUGUCGACGUAUUAUCUCGAUAAAUGUAAGAUCUCGAGCAGUCCCUGCGAAAACCGUACGCGUAUCAGAUCUGUAUACGGUUUUGAGGCCGCGUCAUUUCGUCUUCGCGAAACUCUCAUUGUGACUGAAUACCGAGGUGCGGAGCAACGUGUUGCUCGUCGUUUGCAGUGUCAUUCGCGACGUUUCAGAACGCACACAUUACUCGGUGGCUGCUGAAAGGACAAACUGGGACUGGGAGGACAGGAUAUCGUAAGGAUUCUGCACUGAUUUCGAACAGGAGAAAACGUGUGAAGAAGGAAGCGUGUUGCUCGUCGUUUGCAGUGUCAUUCGCGACGUUUCAGAACGCACACAUUACUCGGUGGCUGCUGAAAGGACAAACUGGGACUGGGAGGACAGGAUAUCGUAAGGAUUCUGCACUGAUUUCGAACAGGAGAAAACGUGUGAAGAAGGAAGCGUGUUGCUCGUCGUUUGCAGUGUCAUUCGCGACGUUUCAGAACGCACAUGUUACUCGUGGCUCCUGAAAGGACAAGCAGGGACUGGGAGGACAGAAUAUCGUAAGAUUCGUAAGGAUUCUGUACUGAUUUCGAAUAGGAGAGAACAAGUGAAGAAGGGAACGUGUGCCAGUAGUACGAGACAACGCGACGUGCAACGUGAGGAAAAUGUCUUUUCAACAGUGGCUGCACAUACGGCACAACAUCGACAUACCGUGGAAGGCUUUCGUGAGGGAGUCGUCCAGCGUGCAGGAUAAAUCCCCGGAGAGAUGCAUUUGUCAGUUGACCUUCCAAGGAAACGAAGCGAGGGCUGCCUACGAAGAGGUCAUUCACCAAACCGGUAACGGCAAUACUCCGCCGGCAAGGCUGAAGCAUUCGAGGUCAAAAGCCACUGGGAAUCAAGGCAUUUCCGGCACAAAUCCGACCUCCGUUGUACAAACGAAGAAGAGCACACUUUCCGACGAUAUUCUAGCAAAAGUCACAACCAAUACGUUGUUGAAAGCAGUGGAGCAGAAGGACCUGAAGUUCCUGCAAAAACACAUGACAACAGAAAAUGUGAAUGUGUCGGAUGACUUUGGUUGGACCCCGCUAAUGUCCGCCGCUUACUGCGGCCACCUGGAGAUCGUGCAGUUCUUGCUAAAUCUCGGGGCUAACAAAAGAACUAGGGAUAAGUCUGGUCUUACCGCGGCGCAAUUAGCUUUGAAAAGAAAUUAUUUGAGUAUAGUGGCGCUGUUGAGAAAGAAGUCCGACUCGAUAAGCGGUAUCAGUCAGUUGUCCGCGAAUAUUUCAAAUAUAAAUACUACAAGUGUAAAUAAUACAAAUGCUUUAGCGGUAAGGUCAAUGACUGUAGAAUCUUCGGCGGAACACAAUAAAGACAAUUUGAUGGAAGAGAAGACACGACUGAAGCAGAACGCGGCGUUUUACUGCGAAGUCUGCAAAGCAACCUUUCAAGAAACAACGCCGCAGCAACAUGAAAGUUCAACUCUGCACAUCUUUAACACAAAGCCGAAAUUGAAAUAUACAAUGUAUGCAAUAUCGAGGCAAAAUAAAGGAUACAAAAUGCUUCUCAAUACGGGAUGGGACGAAGAGGCUGGCCUUGGUCCUUCCGGGAAAGGAAUAAAAUAUCCAAUCAAAACAUGUUUGAAAAUGGAUCGCAAAGGAUUGGGACAAUUAAUGGAAAAUGAAUAUAAGAUUACCCACUUUAAGCCGGGCGAUACAACUGCUAUUAACAGCUAUAAAGUACCCAAGCAGAAACCUCUGAAGAAAAGGGAUAGGGAAAGACUACUUCACAGAGAGGCUAGGAAAGAAAGAGCUUUGCGUAUAGCAUUAUCUUAAAAUAAAUAUAGAUAAU
Messenger RNA from Wasmannia auropunctata (little fire ant), 1844 nucleotides. RefSeq names its product G patch domain and ankyrin repeat-containing protein 1 homolog. The coding region runs from base 662 to 1828 and encodes 388 amino acids. The record is from RefSeq and is a predicted model, not a curated record. Gene Ontology annotation, molecular function: protein binding; nucleic acid binding. NCBI's taxonomy places the organism in Eukaryota, Metazoa, Arthropoda, Insecta, Hymenoptera, Formicidae. The transcript has a single exon.